Messenger RNA from Trichoderma aggressivum f. europaeum, 1176 nucleotides. RefSeq lists its product as uncharacterized. Gene Ontology annotation, molecular function: tRNA binding. Gene Ontology annotation, cellular component: cytosolic tRNA wobble base thiouridylase complex; mitochondrion. NCBI's taxonomy places the organism in Eukaryota, Fungi, Ascomycota, Sordariomycetes, Hypocreales, Hypocreaceae. The transcript has a single exon. The record is from RefSeq and is a predicted model, not a curated record. Gene Ontology annotation, biological process: tRNA wobble position uridine thiolation. Bases 1 to 1176 code for a protein of 391 amino acids.
AUGCCGCCCACCACAUGCGUGCGCUGCCAGGCGAACAAGGCAGUUGUUAAGCGGCCAAAGAACCAUCAUAAGUUAUGUCGAGAAUGCUUCAUCACUGUCUUUGAGGAUGAGAUACAUCAUACCAUCAUCUCGUCCAAGUUGUUCUACCCCGGAGAAAAGGUUGCUAUUGGAGCGUCAGGAGGCAAGGAUUCAACAGUGCUGGCAUCUGUUCUGAAGACCCUCAACGAACGCCACAAGUAUGAGCUUGAUCUAGUUCUUCUCAGCAUAGACGAGGGUAUCAAGGGCUACAGAGAUGAUUCUUUGGAAACAGUGAAGCGAAACGCAGUUCAGUACGACAUGCCCUUGAAGAUUGUGGGUUACGAUGAGCUAUAUGGCUGGACAAUGGACCAAGUCGUGGAGACUAUUGGAAAGAAAGGAAACUGCACAUACUGCGGCGUUUUUCGUCGGCAGGCGUUGGAUCGGGGUGCAAAGACGCUGGGGAUCAAGCACGUUGUUACCGGACACAAUGCAGAUGAUGUCGCAGAGACUGUCCUCAUGAAUCUCCUUAGAGGAGAUUUGCCUCGGCUAUCCCGUAGCACCAGCAUUGUUACUGGCGGCUCAUUGAACGACGUCAAGAGAAGCAAGCCUCUCAAAUACGCCUACGAGAAGGAGAUUGUGCUGUAUGCACAUCACAAGAAGCUGGACUAUUUCAGUACGGAAUGCAUAUACAGUCCCGAGGCAUUUCGAGGGACAGCGAGAAGUCUCAUCAAGAAUUUGGAAAAGGUCCGGCCAAGCGCAAUAUUGGAUAUUGUCCGGAGCGGCGAGGAUAUGGCCCGUCUAACGCCGGACAAAGGGCAAGGGGCAUGCGCCUGUGACGAAGGCGAGGGGAUGGGAGGUUGUGGAUCAGCCAAUGCUCAAACACCAGGGAACGAGAUCACACAAGUGGCAAGCACCACGGAACAACCUGUGGAUAAUGGGCUCGAAACUGAGAUCACAUCAAAUGGCACACCCAAAGCCAAUGACGACGAUGUCGUAAAGCUCCCUAUACGGCAGCGCCGCUCCAAGGAGCCCGGUCCUGUUCAACUACAGACGCUCGGGAAAUGCGUCAAGUGUGGCUACAUGUCUAGCCAAGCAAUGUGCCAGGCGUGUACGUUAUUGGAAAACCUCAACAAGAACCGACCAGAGAUCUCAAUAUAG